AUAAUUCAGUGUGUCGAUUUCUUCAACUAGACCAUGGUUUUGACUUGAUUUAAUCAAUUUUAAGAGAUUGGGUGCUGAUAGACAAUAGCACUAUAAAGUAAAGAUCGUUUGUCCAAAACCUUCAUCACAAAUCAAGCACUCGACCAGAACGCAUAAAAAUGUUAGCAAGACGACUGAUAUUGGCUGCUGCUGUACUGAUUGCCGGAGUGACUUGUAUUCCGGUGAAGAGAUUUUGGUUGGACGACAUACAAUGUGAGGAGAAGAUCAACUGUACCGGCCAGGACUUAAAACCCGUCUGCUGUACAGACGCGCAGACGUACGGCAACGAAUGCGAGAUGAAAUUGGAGAACCAGAAAAAAUACUGCAAGAUUGGGGAUUUCAACCCGAUAGCGGUCGUACAUCCUGGACCCUGCAAGAACGCAAGCCAUGAUGGAAACCAUGUCAACCGAUUUAUUCGGGCGCUUUUUGGCUAAGCAAUACAAAAAUACUAAAACAAACUGUUGCCGGAAAUGAGAUUAAUAUUUACAAUGCUCAAACAUUGACAGAAAAAUAUGACCACGAACAGUGUUGUUCUGUGCAAAGUGUCCGUCCGUAUGCCAGCUCAAAUCAGAACUGAUUUAGACGAACUUAUCGUUUCGUGCCUACAGUGAAGCACAAACAGAUCACUCGAGGCUGGUCGCGUACACGUUUGCAGCCGUGUGGACACGUGACAAGGAAUUUAUUUUCCGCUUCGUUUGACAAACACCAUAUGCUAUAAUGAGAUGCUUUUAAUGUUUAUAACUUUUAAUUGAAAUUCGUGCUUAUGUAUUAUGAUUGUAAGUAUUUUGUUUUCAAGUUAUGAUUUGAUAGCAACAUGCGAUAAUACGGUAUUUCACUUAUGUGAUUUGAACAUGAUUGAAACUGAUAUGUAAUACUGAUUGAUACCAUGUAUAUACUUUCUGAAUGUUCGUGUAUUUUAAACUAAUGAUUGAAUCUCUUGUUUAUGUUCAUAUAUGAUGUGUUAUUAUUAAAAUGUUUAAAAGUA
This is a messenger RNA of Dreissena polymorpha, 1024 nucleotides long. RefSeq lists its product as uncharacterized. Gene Ontology annotation, molecular function: protein binding. Bases 159 to 473 code for a protein of 104 amino acids. NCBI's taxonomy places the organism in Eukaryota, Metazoa, Mollusca, Bivalvia, Myida, Dreissenidae. The transcript has 3 exons. The record is from RefSeq and is a predicted model, not a curated record.